GUAAAAUUUAGCGAAACAAUAUUUAGGUUGAUCACAUUCAUCCGAUAACAAAAAGAGACCAAAUGCUCGGUGUCUUUGUGACAAAUGAUGAUUGAACUCUCAUUUCUUUCUAAAUCACACUAACGCGCUUAUAGACACGCGUUGGUGCGGCGCGUAUGACAUUCGCCGUCGUCCAACGACCAUGCCAGGCUCAGCGUCGACGACUCACCGCCCCGAGGGUUUAAUUGAGCGGCUUCGCUCCGCCGCUGCAGACGGCGGAGAAGCCAAAUUAAAGGUCCUCAGGGAACUUAAGAACCAGAUAAUUGGCAAUCGCACGAAGAAGCUCUCGUACAUCAAGCUAGGUGCCGUCCCCUCCGUCGUCUCGAUUCUCUCAUCCGCUUCCUCUUCAGUCGAUUGCCUCCUCAUCCAGUGUGCCGCAACCAUCGGCAGUUUUGCGUGCGGGGUGGAUGCCGGUGUUAAGGCCGUUCUAGAUGCCGGAGCUUUUCCUCACCUUAUAAAUCUCCUUUCGCAUUCGAACGAAAAGGUUGUAGAUGCAGGUGCUCGUGCCCUUAAAAUGAUAUACCAAUCAAAAGCUGCUCCUAAAUACGACUUCUUCCAACACAAAAACAUUGAAUUCCUGAUAUCUUUACUAGACAAAAACAAUGAAAAUGUAACUGGACUUGGUGCAAGCAUCAUCACACAUUCAUGUGAAACAAACAAUGAGCAGAAAAUAUUAGCAGAUGCUGGAGUCUUAAAAAAACUCAUCAACCUUCUUCAAGGCACCACAUCCCAAAGAGACGCCAGCCUGGAAUCAUUUGCCACAAUCAUCAAACAAAACCCCGAAGUCAUUACUAAAUUUGUGGGACCCGAAAACAGCACAACAUUUGGUAGUUUACUAGAGUUAACAAAAGAUAGGUACCCAAGAACAAGAUUGUUAGCAUGCAUAUGCUUGACUUUAAUCAAGAAUGCCACCUCAUCAUCAUCAUCAUCAUCAUCAUCAUCAUCAUAUCUUCAAUCAGUGGGAAUCAGAACCAAAUUGAUUCUGGUUUUACUUGAACUUGUUGAUGAUUUUGGUCAAGUGGGAGAUGAAGCUUUGUUUACAUUAUCUAGCUUCAUAGAACAUGAAGAGGAUCUACAAAAAUUAGCUUUUGAGGCGAAUACAGUUGACAAACUUUGUCACCAAAUGCAAAAAGAAUCAUUACAAGCCAAACGCCUUGAGGGAAUAUUUACUACUUUGGGUAAUCUUUGCUCCAAUCUUGAACCUUGCAGAUCUAUUGUUUUGCAAUCACCCAAGGCUUUGAUCAUCAUAACUGAUGCUUUGACUCAUACUACAACAGAUGUCCGUGUUGCUGCUUGCAUCUGUUUGAAAAAUGUUUCCCGCUCAGUUAAGUAUUUGAGUGCAGGCCAUUUUAUGACAGAAGCAGUUAUCAUGCCAGUGAUUCAGCUUCUAUAUGAUGCUUCUACUUCUGUCCAAGUUGCUGCAUUGUGCACUGUGAGUAACUUGGUGGUUGAUUUUAGAACACACAAGUCACUUUUUAUACAAAGUGGAGGUGUGAAACAGCUUGUGGAGCUAUCAAAAUCCAUGGAUUCAACUGUUAGGCUCAAUGCUGUUUGGGCUUUAAGAAACUUGAUGUUUCUUGUGGACUCCAGGUGUAAAGAAGAAAUCUUUAUGGACCUCAAAUUAUUCCCAUUAACACGCCUCAUCUCUGAUUCUAAUGCAUGUGUACAAGAGCAAGCUUUGGGGCUUGUUUGCAAUCUUGUUAAUGGACCUGUAGACUCUAUUAUGUAUCUAUUCACCGAAGGUCUUUUGCUAAACACUGUUGGGAGAGAAUUAAGAAGAGCUUCAAAACCUCAAGUUUUGGUUCAGGCAAUGUAUGUUAUGUGUAAUGUGGCAUCUGGGAAAGAGUUUGAGAAGGAAGCAGUGAUGCAGCAACUUGUGAAUGAAGAUGAUAAUAAUCAGUCAAUAAUUGUGACUUUAUUGCAAAGUGACGUGGCAAGUUUGAGAACAGCUGUAGUAUGGACUGUAGUAAAUCUUUCUAUUCCAACUGGGGCAGGUGCAUUAACAAGAGUUGUCAAAUUAAGAAAUGCUGGUGUUGUUUCACAGUUAAAGAACAUGGUUAAUGAUCCAUGCUUGGAUGUCAAGCUUCGUGUAAGAACAGCACUUGGGCAAUCAAUGACUUUUGGGGAUUUUUCUACGUGAAGUGAAGUGAAUGUUGAUGUUUUGAGUUUUACUCGAGUAUUGGCGGGAAAUUGUUUUUGUAAUUUGUAUGUUGAUUUGUGGUUGAUAUUGUUGUAAUUUGUAAUAAUUGAAAUGUGGGUUGUUUUUAGCUUCUUAUUUUUGUUAAAUAUAAUUAUUUAUAAACUAACUAUACAUUCUU
Molecule: messenger RNA, 2357 nt
Organism: Lactuca virosa
Lineage: Eukaryota; Viridiplantae; Streptophyta; Magnoliopsida; Asterales; Asteraceae
Source: the annotation of a GenBank genome assembly